AUGAACUGGAGGUUUAUUGAGGUCAUCUGCUUCCUGUUUAUAUGGGACCAUAUAACAGUUCAGUCUUCCCGCCAGGACCUGUCCGCUGCCGAUCAACAUGUCACUAAGCAGUUUGAUUGGCUCAUCUCCGACCGCGGACCUUUCCACCACUCUCGGAGUUACCUCUCCUUUGUGGAAAGAUUCCGCCAAGGAUUUACAACCAGAUAUAAAAUUUAUAGGGAGUUUGCGCGUUGGAAGGUGAGGAACACAGCCAUUGAGAGGAGGGACCUGAUCCGGAACCCUGUGCCGCUCAUGCCAGACUUCCAGCGCAGUGUCCGGUUGCUAGGGCGACGACCCUCCACUCAACAGUUCAUCGACACCAUCAUCAAGAAGUAUGGAACCCACAUCCUGAUAUCCGCCACCUUGGGAGGUGAGGAGGCAUUGACCAUGUACAUGGCCAAGAACAAGCUGGACAGAAAGGUGGUCAACGCCACUCAGAAUGUGGAGGCCCUGCACCAGCUGGCCUCCUCCUACUUCAUUGACCGAGAUGGCACCAUGAGGAAACUCCAUGAGAUCCAGAUCUCUACCAAUGCCAUCAAGGUGACAGAGACUCGUACUGGCCCACUGGGAUGCAGCAGCUAUGAUAAUCUAGACUCGGUGAGCUCUGUCCUCCUGCAGAGCCCGGAGAGCAAGCUCCAUCUUCAAGGUCUCCAGGUCAUCUUUCCAGAGUACCUCCAGGAGAAGUUUGUUCAGUCGGCUCUGAGCUACAUCAUGUGUAAUGGGGAGGGGGAGUACGUCUGCCGGAACAGCCAGUGUAUCUGCAUGUGUGCUGACGAGUACCCACAAUGCAACUGUCCUAUCACUGACAUUCAGAUCAUGGAGAACACCCUGCUUGGGCAGGCGGAGUCCUGGGCCACCUCUUACAAGGACUUUGAGAACUCAGAUGAGUUUAAGUCGUUCCUGAAGAGGCUGCCCUCCACCCACUUCCUGCCGGUCAGCAGUGUCCACCUCCUGUGGGGCAGUGACUGGGACCUGCAGGCCCGCUACCGCCUGCUCCAGAGCUCCCUGGAGAGCCAGAGGCUCAAGAUCCAGCGCACCGCCCGCAAGCUCUUUGGCCUCAGCAUCCGCUGCCACCACAACCCCAACCACCAGAUGCCUAGGGAGAGGUCUGUGAUGCAGUGGCUGAACAGGGUCCAGUCCUUCCUCUACUGCAAUGAGAACGGUUUCUGGGGGACCUUCCUGGAGAGCCAGAGGAUGUGCGUGUGCCACACGGGUAUCACCCUAUGCCAGCGACCCAUCCCAUGUAUCAUUGGGGGCAACAACAGCUGUGCCAUGUGCAGCCUGGCCAACAUCUCUCAGUGCGGCUCCUGCAACAAGGGGUACAAGCUGUACCGAGGCCGCUGUGAGCCCCAGAACGUGGACUCAGAACGCAGCGAGCAGUUCAUCAGCUUCGAGACCGACCUGGACUUCCAAGACCUGGAGCUCAAGUACUUGCUCCAGAAGAUGGACUCGCGCCUCUACAUCCACACCACCUUCAUUAGCAACGAGAUCCGCCUGGAGACCUUCUUUGACCCACGGUGGCGCAAGCGCAUGUCCCUGACCCUGAAGAGCAACAAGAACCGGAUGGACUACCUCCACAUGAUCAUUGGGCUCUCCAUGAAGAUCUGCCAGAUGCGCAACAGCAGCAUCGACCCCAUGUUCUUUGUUUACGUGAACCCGUUCAGCGGCAGCCACUCAGAGGGCUGGAGCAUGCCCUUCGGUGAGCACGGCUACCCGCGCUGGGAGAAGACGAGGCUGGGGAACUCCCAGUGCUUCAAUUGGACCCUGCUGCUGGGCAACCGGUGGAAGACCUUCUUUGAGACGGUGCACAUCUACCUAAGAAGCCGCGCCAAGAUGCCCACUGGGUUACGCAAUGACACGGGCCAGGGUCCCGUGGACCUGUCCGACCCCAACAAGCGCCAGAUCUACAUCAAGAUCUCCGACAUCCAGGUGUUUGGUUACAGCCUGCGCUUCAACGCAGACCUGCUCCGCAGCGCCGUGCAGCAGGUGAACCAGUCGUACACCCAGGGGACCCAGUUUUACUCCUCCUCCUCUGUCAUGCUCUUGCUGCUGGACAUUAGGGAGCGGAUUAACCGCCUGGCCCCUCCAGUGGCACCCGGGAAACCCCAGCUGGACCUGUUUUCCUGUAUGCUGAAGCACAGGCUCAAGCUGAACAACAGCGAGAUGAUCCGGGUCAACCACGCCUUGGACAUGUACAACACAGAGAUACUGAAACAAUCAGAUCACCUAACUACCAAACUCUGCUGAGAUACAGUAAACAAACAUACAAAAAAAAGAGCAAACAGACACUACAAAUAUAACUGUUUGGGGAUAUUCCUUUUUAUUUCCUUUUUAUUUUUUUCCUUUUUGGACCUU
Messenger RNA from Salvelinus namaycush (lake trout), 2394 nucleotides. Its product is annotated as BMP/retinoic acid-inducible neural-specific protein 1. The transcript is spliced from 7 exons. NCBI's taxonomy places the organism in Eukaryota, Metazoa, Chordata, Actinopteri, Salmoniformes, Salmonidae. The record is from RefSeq and is a predicted model, not a curated record. The coding region runs from base 1 to 2286 and encodes 761 amino acids. Gene Ontology annotation, biological process: negative regulation of mitotic cell cycle; positive regulation of neuron differentiation.